CCCCCUCCGACGCCACCGAGGUAGCGGCUUCACCUUUAAGGCGGCGCUGGGGCUGCUGGGAAGGCCGGCGGGAUGGAGGCGGCGGGACCAGCUCGCGGCUGCGGGUCCGGGUGAAGCGGGAGGCAGCCAGAGCCGGAGCCGGGCCCGAGCACCAAGCGCAGACCCGGCGCCCGCCUGCCCGCACCCUCGUCCUCACAGACGCCACAACCAUGGCCAUGAUGGUGCUUCCGCGGGAGGAGAAGCUGAGCCAGGAUGAGAUCGUGCUGGGCACCAAGGCCGUCAUCCAGGGACUGGAGACUCUGCGUGGGGAGCAUCGUGCCCUGCUGGCUCCUCUGGUUGCGCCUGAGGCCGGCGAAGCCGAGCCUGGCUCGCAGGAGCGCUGCAUCCUCCUGCGUCGCUCCCUGGAAGCCAUUGAGCUUGGGCUGGGGGAGGCCCAGGUGAUCUUGGCAUUGUCGAGCCACCUGGGGGCCGUAGAAUCAGAGAAGCAGAAGCUGCGGGCGCAGGUGCGGCGCCUGGUACAGGAGAACCAGUGGCUGCGUGAGGAGCUGGCGGGGACACAGCAGAAGCUGCAGCGCAGUGAGCAGGCCGUGGCCCAGCUCGAGGAGGAGAAGCAGCACCUGCUGUUCAUGAGCCAGAUCCGAAAGUUGGAUGAAGACACCUCCCCUAACGAGGAGAAGGGGGACGUCCCCAAAGACACACUGGAUGACCUGUUCCCCAAUGAGGAUGAGCAGAGCCCAGCCCCUAGCCCAGGAGGAGGGGAUGUGUCUGGUCAGCAUGGGGGCUACGAGAUCCCGGCCCGGCUCCGCACCCUGCACAACCUGGUGAUCCAAUACGCCUCACAGGGCCGCUACGAGGUAGCUGUGCCACUCUGCAAACAGGCACUCGAAGACCUGGAGAAGACGUCAGGCCACGACCACCCUGAUGUUGCCACCAUGCUGAACAUCCUGGCACUGGUCUAUCGGGAUCAGAACAAGUACAAGGAGGCUGCCCACCUGCUCAAUGAUGCUCUGGCCAUCCGGGAGAAAACACUGGGCAAGGACCACCCAGCUGUGGCUGCGACACUAAACAACCUGGCGGUCCUGUAUGGCAAGAGGGGCAAGUACAAGGAGGCUGAGCCGUUGUGCAAGCGGGCACUGGAGAUCCGGGAGAAGGUCCUGGGCAAGUUUCACCCAGAUGUGGCCAAGCAGCUCAGCAACCUGGCCCUGCUGUGCCAGAACCAGGGCAAAGCCGAGGAGGUGGAAUACUACUAUCGGCGGGCGCUGGAGAUCUAUGCUACACGCCUCGGGCCCGAUGACCCCAAUGUGGCCAAGACCAAGAACAACCUGGCUUCCUGCUACCUGAAGCAGGGCAAGUACCAGGAUGCAGAGACCCUGUACAAGGAGAUCCUCACCCGCGCUCAUGAGAAAGAGUUUGGCUCUGUCAAUGGGGACAACAAGCCCAUCUGGAUGCAUGCAGAGGAGCGGGAGGAAAGCAAGGAUAAGCGCCGGGACAGUGCCCCCUAUGGGGAAUACGGCAGCUGGUACAAGGCCUGUAAAGUAGACAGCCCGACAGUCAACACCACCCUGCGCAGCUUGGGGGCCCUGUACCGGCGCCAGGGCAAGCUGGAAGCCGCGCACACACUAGAGGACUGUGCCAGCCGUAACCGCAAGCAGGGUUUGGACCCUGCAAGCCAGACCAAGGUGGUGGAACUGCUGAAAGAUGGCAGUGGCGGGCGGGGAGACCGCCGCGGCAGCCGAGACGUGGCCGGGGGUGCCGGGCCUCGGUCUGAGUCUGACCUCGAGGAUGCGGGACCUACAGCUGAGUGGAAUGGGGAUGGCAGUGGCUCCUUGCGGCGCAGCGGCUCCUUUGGGAAACUCCGGGACGCCCUGAGGCGCAGCAGUGAGAUGCUGGUAAAGAAGCUGCAGGGGGGCAGCCCCCAGGAGCCCCCUAACCCCAGGAUGAAGCGGGCCAGUUCCCUCAACUUCCUCAACAAAAGCGUGGAAGAGCAGACCCAGGUAAGGGCAGGCGGGUGUCUGGGCACUGGGCAGCUGCGGCCGGGGCUGCAUGCGCGCUGCCAAGCUUCCCUCCAGCAUGCCUCUUCAUCCAGCAACAGUUCCUGGCUCUGUCUCAGGCCUACUUUGGGGUGGACAACGGGGAGACACAUGAGGGGAACCCAGCCUCUCCUGGGGGUGGACGUGUAAGUGAUCAGUGCUAACACAGUCACCGUGGAGAUGGGUGGGAGUGUCAGGGCACCAGGGCGUGGCCUUGGGUCAGAACUGCCAUUGCCUCUGCCCAGCUCAGGGACUCCGGCUGCCUCUGCCGGGUCAGGCCCCUUCAGGCCAGGGCAGCACAGACUGGCAGCAGCACAGGGCUGAGCCACCUGCCCCCUCUGCCCACAGCCUGGAGGCACAGGUCUCUCUGACAGCCGCACUCUCAGCUCCAGCUCCAUGGACCUCUCCCGACGAAGCUCCCUGGUGGGCUAAUGCUGAAGGGGCAGCCAGUCACCAGAGCGCCCACCUGGCACACCCCCCUCACCCCAGCCCUGCGCAUGGGCCUGCUGCUUGUCCCACCUGUCUCUCCCACAGCCCCUGUCUUUUCUGUUCAAUCUCAGGGUAACCUUCUCCCUUGUCAUCUCAGCCUGAGCCCUGGAGGCUGGGCCUGCCCACUCCAGCUCGAUCCCUUAUUUAUUCCUUCCAGCAGGGCCCUCUUCCCUAGGUUCGGGGCCAGCAGGAGGUGCCGGCUGGAGUCUCCACCAUAGACUCAGUGGCCUGGCCUCCCCGACCCAAGAACACUAAGCACUCGCCGGCCCUUCGGCACCCUCGCCCUCCCUCCCGACUCAACCCGGCCGUUGCUUCUGUAUAUAGAGAAAUAAGUUAUUGGCCGCGCCCCUCCCUUCAGUCCACGGUACUACCCGGGCCCCCUCGUCCCUCUUCUAGUGGUACCGCCCAGGCCUUAAUCACCCCCAUUCCGUGCGGUGGUAUCUCCCAGGCUCCACAUUCUUGGGAGCGGCGCCUCCCAAGGGGGUCCUGGGACCUUCUCGCGCUCCUCCUGGCCUCUGAGGGAUGCGUCCUACCCCCGCCAUCGCCCCGUGCCCCAGGACGGGGGCCUUCCCUUAGUCCGUCCUCCCACCGCCGGGCCCUGCCCCGCAUCCCGGCCUUAUGCACUGCCCCUCCCACCCGCCCCCGCCCAGGCACGGCCCGACCCCGCCCCGGGCGCCGCCCACCGAGCCAUCCUGCCACGCCUCCUCCCACGCCUGCUGCUUCUCGCGAGGGGCGGCGACGGUCCCCUGGUGGCAGGAGGGGCUCCCCCUGUUGCGGGUGAGGCGGCUGCUAUUUUCAGAUGUUGCUGUAGUAAUAAAGACGGUUUGAAUCUGA
Molecule: messenger RNA, 3353 nt
Organism: Symphalangus syndactylus (siamang)
Lineage: Eukaryota; Metazoa; Chordata; Mammalia; Primates; Hylobatidae
Gene: KLC2
Product: kinesin light chain 2
Biological process (GO): microtubule-based movement
Cellular component (GO): kinesin complex; cytoplasm
Molecular function (GO): kinesin binding
Source: RefSeq, a predicted model, not a curated record